GGUCCUUCGAGGGGGUGACUUUCAGCCGGCCUAGCUAGCGGGACGACGGAGUCUCCACUGUCGGAGCCAUGGCCCAGAUGGUGCGGAAUCUCGCCGAGAAGGCCCCAGCGCUCAUCAGCGCUGCUGUGACUUACUCGAAGCCUCGAUUGGCCACAUUUUUACAAUAUGCCAAGGUUGAGCUGGUGCCUCCAACCCCCGCUGAGAUCCCAACAGCUAUUCAGGGCUUGAAGAAAAUAGUCAAUAGUGCUAAAACCGGGAGCUUCAAACAUCUGACGGUUAAGGAAGCUCUGCUGAAUGGUUUGGUGGCCACAGAGGUGUGGAUGUGGUUUUACGUUGGCGAGAUCAUUGGGAAGCGGAGCCUUGUUGGCUACAACGUUUGAGGACCGAAAUAACAACUGGCUUGCUGGUGUGUUCCUGUCAUGUGUAUCAGACUGCUAUUUGAAUAAAAUAAAAUAAAAUUAUGGUGUCUCAAA
Suncus etruscus (white-toothed pygmy shrew) is the source of this 473-nucleotide messenger RNA. It is a transcript of the gene ATP5MG, whose product is annotated as ATP synthase membrane subunit g. Bases 69 to 380 code for a protein of 103 amino acids. The transcript is spliced from 3 exons. Gene Ontology annotation, biological process: proton motive force-driven ATP synthesis. Gene Ontology annotation, molecular function: proton transmembrane transporter activity. Lineage: Eukaryota; Metazoa; Chordata; Mammalia; Eulipotyphla; Soricidae. The record is from RefSeq and is a predicted model, not a curated record.